Molecule: messenger RNA, 1865 nt
Organism: Nicotiana attenuata
Lineage: Eukaryota; Viridiplantae; Streptophyta; Magnoliopsida; Solanales; Solanaceae
Exons: 11
Coding region: 481-1605 (374 amino acids)
Cellular component (GO): membrane
Molecular function (GO): glycosyltransferase activity
Source: RefSeq, a predicted model, not a curated record
UUGAGUAAAAGCAAAGGCUGAAGUGGCCCUCAAAGUGGAAGCAGGUCCGGAACAGACCCAAGUUUGGUAGAUUUGCUGGCAAAAGGGAAAAUCAUUUCGCCAUUGAAAUGAGGUUCUGAUUCUCCCUACAAUUCACGCAACGAAGCUAAUUAUCGCCAUUGAUAAUUAAGCUUAUCUUUCACUCUAUCAGUAGUAAAAAUCUCGUAAAAAUCCCUCAGUCUCAAGCUAAGUCAAGGCUCAAGUCAGCUCUUUACUCCACUCGCUUAUCUUUCUUCUUCUCUGUCCCUUUCUCUUUAAUUUAGUGUCAGUUCACGGUAUUCACGUCGAACUCAAGUCUCAAAUCACGAGCUAGCUUUAAUUUCUUCCCAGAUCCUUUGGACUUGGAUCCAUUGUUGACACUAAAAUGCACUGAAUUACUUAGAGAUCCAAUUUUUAUGGAAUUUUUAGCUGGAAAUGGUUAUAUGAUUUGAGUGUGGGAAUAUGGGGUUGAAACUGAUGCGAAGGUCCAAUUCUCAGAAAUCUCAGCAGAGAUGGAAGAUAAAGGUGUUUGUUAUGAUUUUACUUGGAUUUUUCUUCGGGACAUUAGUAAUAAUGGAGACGCAAUACAGUAGAAUUAGAAUGUUAGCGUUGCUCUCUACACCUACAGUUCAAAAGCCCAAAAUUGCAUUUUUGUUUAUAGCUCGGAAUCGUCUGCCUUUGGACAUCGUUUGGGAUGCUUUCUUUCAGGGGGAUGAGGAAAACAAAUUUUCAAUAUUGGUUCACUCACGACCAGGGUUUCUAUUGAACAAAGUAACGACAAGAUCAGCAUAUUUCUUGAAUCGCCAAAUUAACGAUAGUAUACAGGUAGAUUGGGGAGAAGCAAGCAUGAUCCAGGCAGAGCGCAUUUUACUUCAGCAUGCAUUGAUGGAUCCUCUCAAUGAACGAUUUGUUUUUCUUUCAGACAGUUGCAUACCUUUGUACAACUUCAGCUAUACAUACGACUACAUAAUGUCUACGCCAAAUAGCUUUGUUGACAGCUUUGCUGAUACAAAAGAAGGCCGCUACAACCCCAAAAUGGAUCCACUUAUUCCUGUUCAAAGCUGGAGGAAAGGUUCUCAGUGGGCUGUUUUAAACAGAAAGCAUGCAGAUAUUGUAGUGAAGGAUGAAAGAUUAUUUCCUAUGUUUCAGUUGCAUUGCAAGAAAAAGCCGCUACCUGAGUUUUGGCGGGAUCAGUAUGUGCCUCCGGAUACAUCCAAAAUUCAUAAUUGUAUACCUGAUGAACACUAUGUCCAAACUCUGCUUGCUCACGGAGGACUUGAAGGUGAAAUUACACGGAGGACAUUGACUCACACUGCAUGGCUUAUUUUAUCCUCCAAGGAGCGUGAACGGAAAGGAUGGCAUCCUGUUACCUAUAAAUUAGCCGAUGCUACUCCCAUGCUAAUCCAAUCUAUCAAGGAUAUAGACAAUAUAUAUUAUGAGACAGAAUAUCGGAGAGAGUGGUGCACCAGCAAGGAAAAACCUGCCCCUUGCUUCCUAUUUGCGAGGAAAUUCACACGGCCUGCUGCUCUGAGGCUUCUCAAUAUGUCUGCGCUUGGACUUUACCACGAAGAAACGAGCAACAUUUGACAUCUACAAUACUGUACCAUCUAGCUAUUAGAAGAUAUACAAAGUUGACUACCUACAGAAAAUUGUAAUCUAGGUAAUAAAUGGGGAGGAUGUGUAAGUAGAAAGAGAAACUAAUGAAAUUUGUUAUGCCAGUUUGUAUAUUUGUAUUAUUUUCCCUUAGAACUCAAUAAUGUUUGGUCGUAUAUGUAUGUAGAGUGAGCUCAAUCCAUUAAAUAAUUAUUCUACUUUUGUUUCCACAUUGUAAAGCUAUAUUGCCGUGA